This is a messenger RNA of Bactrocera tryoni, 1236 nucleotides long. RefSeq names its product phenoloxidase-activating factor 2-like. The record is from RefSeq and is a predicted model, not a curated record. The coding region runs from base 39 to 1214 and encodes 391 amino acids. Gene Ontology annotation, molecular function: serine-type endopeptidase activity. Gene Ontology annotation, biological process: proteolysis. NCBI's taxonomy places the organism in Eukaryota, Metazoa, Arthropoda, Insecta, Diptera, Tephritidae. The transcript has 3 exons.
ACUACCGAUUUCGAAGAACUUAGACACUUUGCCAUAAAAUGAAUCGAAAUAUAACGGUUAUCGUUAUCUGCUUAUUUUCCCUCUCGCUUACCAAAACGACGCAAGCGCAAUCAAUUGAUGAUUUGCUAAGUAAAAUAUUUACAUCUUCAACACCACAACCACAAGCUGAUGUUGGUGGUGGAAAAGCUUGUGGCGUGAACAAAGAGUGUGUUGAGCGUUUUCUGUGCGAUGAAAAUGGUGCAGUGGUAAGAAAUGGUGAAACCAUCAUUGAUAUACGCUUCGGUGAUGAAAACUCAUGUAACUAUUUAGAAGUGUGCUGUAGUACCGAAGAAAAGUUAACAGAACCGAAUGUGCCCAUCAAACCAGCUGACGCCCACACGGGUUGUGGUUAUCGUAAUCCAAGUGGCGUUGGCUUUAGAAUUACUGGCGACAAAGAUGGCGAGUCACAGUUUGGUGAAUUCCCCUGGAUGGUUGCCAUUUUGCGUGACGAGGUAAUUGGUGGCGAGACCUUACAAGUUUACGUAUGUGGCGGCUCUGUAAUCGCGCCAAAUGUCGUCUUGACAGCUGCACAUUGUGCGCAAAACGCUCAGCCACACUUAACGAUAGCACGGGCCGGUGAGUGGGACACCAAUACCAAACAGGAGGUGUUGCCACAUCAAGACGUACGUGUCAAGGAGGUUAUUCGUCAUGAGCGCUACAACAAAGGCGCACUCUACAAUGAUGUAGCGCUAUUCAUUUUGGUAACACCUUUCACUUGGGCGGAAAAUGUACGUCCUAUCUGCUUGCCGGAACCGGCCGCCAAUUUCGACUAUUCACGUUGUUUUGCCACCGGUUGGGGCAAAACGAAGUUUGGCAAAGAAUCCGAUUAUCCGAUGAUUUUAAAGAAAAUCGAACUGCCUGCAGUGCCACAUGAUGUUUGCCAAGCAAAUCUACGUAAAACACGUCUGGGACGAUUUUUCCAAUUACAUCAAAGUUUCAUGUGUGCCGGUGGUGAGGAGGGCAAAGAUGCCUGUAAAGGGGAUGGUGGCUCACCAUUGGUAUGUCCCGACCCAAAUAAUCCGAAACGUUACUAUCAAGCUGGCAUUGUGGCUUGGGGUAUAGGUUGUGGUGCUAUUAAUGUUCCGGGAGUCUACGCGAAUGUGGCAUACCUUCGCAAUUGGAUAAAUACGAACCUGGCUGCACGUGGCAUUGAUUUUCAACAUUUCACGGUUUGAGAAGUUGUUUCUGAUUUAAGUU